Molecule: messenger RNA, 2454 nt
Organism: Silurus meridionalis
Lineage: Eukaryota; Metazoa; Chordata; Actinopteri; Siluriformes; Siluridae
Gene: klhl27
Product: intracisternal A particle-promoted polypeptide
Exons: 10
Coding region: 241-2022 (593 amino acids)
Molecular function (GO): protein binding
Source: RefSeq, a predicted model, not a curated record
GUCCUCUGGUCUGUGUGCUGAUCGCCGAGAAAUCGAUGGAAAUGCGGAAGUUUUGAUUCCGGCUGCGGAAGAAAAUUAGAAUGAAACAAAAUGAAGUCUGGUGCGUCUAGUCUGCGCAUGCGCCAAUUUGCUAAUAUUCAUUAAUGGUGCUUCUCGGAGGAGAUCGGUUUCAGCUUCGAGUCUCAGGCGUGAUGUCCUGCCAGAAACCGAGCAGCAUCUCUGUGUAACGGAGGUACCACCAUGUCAUCCACCUGCCCGUCCCGCUCAGCCCCGCCCCCUGCAGGGACCGGCAGCACAGGUGAGGGUUGUAGGCGGACUUCGGAGCGCCACGCCCACCUCAUGCUGGCUCAGAUGAAUAAAAUGCGUCUGCGCUCGGAGCUGUGUGACGUGCGCCUGAUGGUGGGGGGACGAGCGUUUCAGGUCCACCGGUUGGCCCUCGCGGCCAGCGGGCCGUAUUUCUCCGCUCUCUUUAACUCGGCUAUGAGUGAGUCACGUGAGGAGGAAGUGCACAUCGCCGGCAUCCAGGCUGACGUCUUUGAGUCCCUGCUGGAGUUCAUAUACACAGGGUGUGUGGAAGUGACAGUCGAGAACGUCCAGGAUCUCAUGAUGGCGGCCGACAUGCUGCAGCUCGGAGAGCUCGUGCUCAUCUGUGGAGAGUUCCUGAGAAGCCACAUGGAGCCGAGCAACUGUGUAGGAAUUUAUCAGUUCCUGGAGCAGAUCAACUACAGUGAGCUCCUAGAGUUCACGCAGAACUACAUCCACGCCCACUUCCUGCAGGUGUGUGAGGGGGAGGAGUUUUCCAACCUGUCGAAGGAUCAGUUGGCAUGUUUGCUGCGCAGUGAGGAGUUGAGGGUCGAGGAUGAGUAUCAGGUGUUUAUGGCGGCCAUGGGCUGGCUCCUGCAUGAUGUCACACACAGGAAGAAACACAUGGUGGAGGUUCUGGAGCCGAUCCGAUUCCCUCUGCUGUCUCCACAACGACUUUAUGCCUACAUCGAGGGUGUGAGCGACUUCAGCCUGCGGGUGGCGCUGCAAACCCUGCUGAGAGAAUACACAGAGAUGGUCAAAACCCCCAAAGACCCCAAAACAGUCGCACAACCGACGAAGACCCGGCCCCGGAGGAAGGCACGCAAAUACCUCUACGCCAUCGGAGGUUACACUCGUCUGCAGGGGGGUAGAUGGAGUGAUAGCCGGGCGCUGAGCUGUGUGGAGCGAUUUGAUUCGUUCAGCCAGUUCUGGACAACGGUCUCCUCCCUCCAUCAGGCCCGGAGUGGGCUGGGCGUCGCUGUCCUGGAUGGCAUGAUCUACGUUAUUGGAGGUGAGAAGGAUUCGAUGAUCUUUGACUGUGCAGAGCGCUAUGACCCCGUCACCAAACAGUGGGCUGCUGUAGCAUCACUCAACUACCCACGCUGUGGAGUCGGGGUGUGUCCAUGCCACGGUGCCCUCUAUGCACUCGGAGGCUGGAUCGGGUCUGAGAUCGGGAAAACAAUGGAGCGUUAUGACCCGGAGGAGAACAAGUGGGAGGUAAUCGAGAGCAUGCCUGUACCACGAUACUACUUCGGCUGCUGUGAGCUACAAGGUUUCAUCUACGUGAUUGGUGGGAUCAGCGACGAGGGGCUGGAGCUUCGUUCAGCCGAAGUCUACGACCCCAUUUCCCGCCGUUGGCGAGCGCUGCCUGUCAUGAUGACGCGGAGGGCGUACGUGGGUGUGGCCUCGCUCAAUAACGCCAUCUACGCGGUGGGAGGCUGGAACGAGGCUCUCGGAUCACUCGACACCGUGGAAAAGUACUGUCCUGAGGAGGAGCGGUGGGUGGAGGUGGCAUCCAUGUCGGUGGCACGUGCCGGUGUUAGCGUAGCCGGCGUUAACGGGCUGCUGUAUGCCAUCGGGGGCCGGAACUCUGGGCGGGAUUUCUCCGCACCGGUUACUGUGGACUCGGUGGAGAUUUACGACCCGCACCUGGACACGUGGACUGAAAUAGGGAACAUGAUUACGAGCCGCUGCGACGGGGGUGUGGCUGUGCUCUGACAUGCUCCACCCCUUUCACAUGUUCACGAGUUACGUCUGUAACUUACGAAAUACUUGAGGAGAGCAACGGUUACGAGGUUUUUACCAUGACAUGAAGGUGCUACGAUUUGGUUGGUCACAAAACUUUGAGGCGUGGUCACGUGGUGGGGGGCAUGGCCAUGCUGUCACAGACCCCACCCCUUUUAGUUUAGUCCUCAAACGCUGUUGACUAACAGCAUUCAUGUCAUAAAUCAUUUAUUAAGUCUUUCUGACAGAAAUUUCACGAGUUAUCAAUAGAAAAACAGAUUACAAAACAUUUCAAACUUCACUGAGAUAUUUCACGUAAUGAAGCGUUGGUGUGGUGGUAAUGUGUGUGUGUGUGUGUUAUUAUUGUGUUACUUGAUGUACAUUUCUUACCUGUGUGAUUAAAUUAGCAUUGAAGCUCAGAAUAGA